Messenger RNA from Cynara cardunculus var. scolymus (artichoke), 1121 nucleotides. RefSeq lists its product as uncharacterized. NCBI's taxonomy places the organism in Eukaryota, Viridiplantae, Streptophyta, Magnoliopsida, Asterales, Asteraceae. The transcript is spliced from 3 exons. The record is from RefSeq and is a predicted model, not a curated record. The coding region runs from base 12 to 1058 and encodes 348 amino acids.
AAGUUCCAUUGAUGUCAUAUAUCYGAGAGAGAAUGGAAGAGAUCCGUCACUUCAGUCAUACRAAUCAUCCAUUGAAGUUGAUUGAAAACYGGGAGACRGUUUUUCAUGUUGGUGACGGUAAUCAUGAAAAAAAGGAGCUCGUCUGUUAUGGAUGUCAAGAUCCCAUUUCGGGUGGCUCAAUGUACGGAUGCAUCUCAUGUUGUCACUUUUUGCACGAGGUAUGUGCAAAGCUAACGCUSACUUUCAAUCACUAUUUACAUCCCUUGCAUCCUCUUACACUCAUUGAACAACACAAAAGYAUYUGGAUCUGUGAUGUGUGYGGUAAUCAAGGCAGAUCUGGCUUUAGCUACCAUUGUUUUCAGUGUAAGUUUGAUGCAUGUACAAAAUGUGUUGUUGCUCUUGUUACUCGAGAGGCUGCUGAACUUGCACUUAAGGAAGAAGCACUGAUCAAGCUUGAACACAGAGGUCACCCACAACACACGUUAACCCUCCAACUAAGACCAGCAUCAUUCAAUUGCGAUGCUUGCGAUAUGAAGGAAGAAGACUUAUUUUAUCAGUGUSAUAGUUGUAAUUUCUGGAUUCACAAGACUUGUGCUUUCUUAGUCCCGACCAUCAAUCUACCUCAUCACCCUAAUCAUCCUCUCGUYCUCGUCUAUUCACUUCCAGAUAAUUUCUAYAGUUUCUUAUAUUUUUGUGACUUCUGCAACAAGCUCAUCCARCGAAACAUAUGGUUGUAUCACUGUCCAAAUUGUAGAUAUUUUGUUCACAUCAAGUGCGCCUUAAAUGUAGAGCAACCUUCUGUACCAAGCGAUGCCAUCAGUACUUCUCAUGUCGAAGAACACGAAAAUGAUUGUAUGCAGUUUCCCAUGUCGGAUGCAUUCAUAGAUCCACUGAAACGACUGCAUUUUGGAAAGAUGGCCCGGGAUGAGGGUGACGUAAUAGAGAUAAACCAUUGGAGCCAUAAUCAUGCAUUAAUCCUUAAUAUUGAAUCUGAAGGAAAUAACAUGCCCAACUUCAAUUGUAGUGAUUCAAUAGAGAUCAUUCACUUGACUUGGUAAACACCUAUGAGGAUGACGACUAUUACCAAUGCAACGGUUGUGGCAGCUACGGCAACACGUUUG